Messenger RNA from Closterium sp. Yama58-4, 5217 nucleotides. The record is from the annotation of a GenBank genome assembly. Lineage: Eukaryota; Viridiplantae; Streptophyta; Zygnematophyceae; Desmidiales; Closteriaceae.
AUGACUGACGAUCGUGGCCUGAAGCGAACCUCGACGAAUAGAUCGCCAGAGGUGACACUAUCGCGACAGAUCACAUUUCCAGCACACGCGGACAAGAAGGCUACAGCUUUAGGACCCAAUUUUCCUGGUUUCGUAAGAGCUACAAGAGGCCAAGCACCCCACCUUCCCUCCUUCUCCCAUCAGGUGGUGGCAGUGUUGGAGAGAGCGCGCAUGCUGGAGGAUGCGGUGAUGACUGCCGUGCCCGAUGCUGUCAUGGCAGCGCGCAUGCUAGAAGACGCAGUGAUGACUGCUGUGCCCGAUGCAGUCAUGGCAGCAGCCGCUGCUCACUCCACCAACCCUGCCAUUCUUGCUGACGACCUUGGGCUCAUUGUAGAGGGAGUGUUACAGCGUCUGUUGUGUGUGCAAUGGAGCGACCCCGUGCUGAUAGAGCUGCACGCACACCUGCUGGACGCACUAGGUCCCUUCCUCAAGCACUCCCCGCCCGCUGCCGCCCUCGUCAUUCCAAAGCUGUUCGACCUCCUCAGCUCUCUGCCGCCCACCCCCCUGGGAGUGGAGCCCAUGCUGCGCCCAGAGCGCAGUGAGGACCGCCUGCCUCGCCUGCAAGUGUGCACAUCCAUCCUCAGAGUGGCGCGCGCUGCUGACGUUGCCCUUGUACCGAUGCUCAAGGUGCGUUGCACGGUACCCGGUAUCGCCUCAGACAAGGCAGUGAAGUUUCUCUCUGCUAUAUCUCUCCUUCCCCGCUUCCUCCCCCCUCCUCCCGCUCCCCAGUUGCUGCACUGCCUGCACGCUCUCUGGUCCCCUCAGGUGCUCGCCUCUCUUCCCCCUGCACUCGCGCCAGCACUGCUGGUGGGGCAGCAGGAGAAGGCGGCAGUGCUGGGGCAGGCAGGAGCGUCAGGCAAGCAGGAGGGCGUGCCGCUGCUGCUGGGGGGAACCGGGGGAGGUGGGGGGGCGUGGGGAGGCGGAGGGGGAGGCGGAAGGAUGGGAGGAGGAGCGGGGGAGAGGCAGCGGGAGGCUACGGCUUUGGCAAUGAGGCGGAAUUGGCUCAAAUGUGUGCGGGAUAACAGUUAUGGCUUCCUUGGCAUGGCAGCGGCAAACGCCCCAGCAGCCUUCUUCUCCCUUCCCGAGCCUCCUGUCCCGAACCUGCAAUCCCUAGGUUCGGUCUCGGCCCAGCAACAGCAGUUCGUCCUGGAGGUUCGGGCCGCACUUGCUGAUUCCGUGGCUAGCAUGGAGGCUCGGCACCUGCGCCUGCUGGAAAAGCUCAUUCUUCUCCCAUUGGUCAAAGCCUGUCCGCCGAGCCUCUAUCCUCUCUGGCUCGGCACGCUCCUGCCGCCGAUCCUGAUCCACUGCGACCAAUGGCUGACUGCCACGUGGCAGAGAUUCCUGCAAGAAGGGCUGUGCGGGGGAGGAGGGGGAGCGGAAGCGGCUGGGGGAAAAGCAACUGCUGCUGGUGUUGCUGGUGGAGUGAGUGGGGGUGGUGAAAGUGAGAAGGAGAGGAGAGGAGGGCUGAAAGAUGAGCUGUUUAACGAGAAGAUUCUAAGGGACCUCACAAGAGAGACUUGCGGCCUGUUGGCUCUCUUCCCUGUCUUGCCUCAGUCGUCCUCGUUACAAGCUGCCUCGAUUCAAGCCACGGCUUCUGCGCUAAUGGCUGGAGUCUCUGGUGGUGGUGGCAUUGUGGGUGCUGCUGCUGCUGCUGCUGCUGGUGCUGCUGGUGGUGAUGAGAGGAUGGACAUGCAUUCGGUGGCAACUGCGGCUAACAGCUUGUUGCACUUCCUGCUGCAGCACCACCCGGAGGCAGCAGCAGCGUGCAUCAGGGUGGCAAUGGCAGCGAUGGACUGGCCUGACAGCGAUGCCUCUCACAAGGCUGUGCUCUUCAACUCCGGCCUCGUGCACAUGCCGGAGCUGCUCGCCGAGCCUGCUGCCCCGGCUUCCGAGCCUCCAGCGCAGCUUCGGGAGAUGGUCGGCCGGACCAUGUUUGCAGCGGCGGUGCAGGCGCUGACUCUGGAGUCUAAUGCGGGGAUCCAGGCGCAUAUUGUGGCAUUGUUGAGGGAUAUUUACCUUCGUCUGGGUCCCAUCACCUCUGCUCCUAGAGAGGUGCUCCUCUCACUCUCCAUUCCACCCGAGGCCCUUGCUUCUUUUGAAGCUGCCCUCAAGAGUACGGGCAGUGCCAAGGAGCAACGGGCAGCCUUCAGAACUUUGCUCACAGGCGUGGCUGGCGGUCAGCUGAAAGCUUUUUCUGCCCAGAAGAAUCCCACGACUAUCUCAAACGUCUCAGGGGUAAUAAGAAGCACAUCUAAUCCAAAUUCGUCUUCCAUCGAUCAAUCUGCACCUCCGACGAACCGCGAGAUGAGCGACGCAGCGACGGUAACGGGUCAGCAUGUAGAAGGAGAAGCGAGGCAGCCGAAUCCGGAUGACACGUGGCAAAAGCUCAUUCGCCAGCUGGAGGACUGUUUUUCGGAUGAGAAAGCCCCCUGGAUUCUCCCUCUGCGGCCGCACUUCACGGCUGCUGCUCGUCGGGGCGACCCCUUCCUCUCCCUCCCUGCUGCCGUCUUCCCAGCCUUCGUGAAGAAGAGGGACGAGUACAUUCUGGAUCGAAUAGCGGAGGUGCUUGUAACGAGCUGGUCUGGGGGCGAGAGCAGCAACGGGUGCAGUGGCAGCAGUAGCAGCCGAGAGGGCGAUAGUAGCAGGGAGAAGAGCAGGAACACGAGAAGGGUGGUUGGUGCGGAUGCUGGUUCACUCGUCAUUUCCAAACUGCUGCACAAGCAUCAUCCUCACAUGCGCCUCUUCUCGCUCCUCCCAGCCUCCCUCUCACUCCCUCACAACAUCUCUCCGCCACCUACACAACCAUUAGUCUUACCAGUCCCUGGAGCAGAGACAGCAGCAACAGCUUCAGCACUACCUCCAAAUGCUACCACCAGCACUACUUGCAGCAGGGCGGCAGUGGACAGCGCGGCAACCUGCCAGCUGGCAGCGAAUGGUGCAGACACCUGCCAGCUGGCAGCGAAUAGUACAAACACAUGCCAGCUGGCAUCAAACAGCAACACAUCGACCCGCCAGCUGGCAGUGAACAGCAUGGCGAGCUGGCUGGCGGGGUGUGAGGUGCGGGGACCUGCAGUGGUGGCGGUGGUGGAGGCAUCUUGGAGCGAUGGGCGGAGGAGAGGGGAGAUGGAGGAGGAAGGGGUGACGGCGUGGGACGUGUACAGGGUAUCCCAGCAGCAGGGCAGAACACUGCCUCACAGUGCCUCAGAAGAGGUCUUCUCGGAAGGCAAGGGGGAAGUGUGCUUGGAGAGCAAGGAGUGUUUUGACUUUGAAUUUGGCCGCCGCUGUGUGGACGAGCGGAUCGAGGCUGUGAUUGGCCGCUUGCUGCCAGGUCAGACUGCUGACAUCAGCGUUCCGAUAAGAGGGCAUCUGCCGCCCUUCCCGGCUCUGGAGGCGAUUCAGCCUGUGACAGUCCCCUCGGCCCUGCGCUGGCGAGUCACCCUGCUCUCAGUGGCAGCAGCGGAGGAGGAGGAUCGCAUCGAUGCAGCCAUCUUCUCCCCCUCCCUCUCCAAGCAGCGCCUUGCCUUUGCUGCUGCACUCAUUUCAAAGCACGCUCCAGCUUUCCUGCUGGACGUUGGGUGCGGGUCCGCCUCUCUCUUUGACUACUUACUGUCUGCUUCAGCUGCAGCGAGCAAGGGCGGUGGCAAGGGCGGUGGCAAUGGAGGAAGCACUACUACUGGCUGUGACAACGGCAAUGGGGGCAACGUUGAGCCUUUUCAGUUGCCUGCGAGCAUGGUGGGGUUUGACAUCAGCCAGAAGGAGUUGGAGCGGGCUGGUCGGUCUAAACCCAACCCGUCGCCGUCAACCCUCCACUCCCGCUCACUCCUACAUCCCCUCUCUCCCAUGCCUCCCUGUCGCCCGCUUGAAUGGUAUCAGAGCCUUACUCGCACCAUCACCAGCCUGCAAGCAGCCACACAGGCUGCACCAGAAACAGCCUGCACUGCUGCAACAGAGGUGCAACCUGCACCAGAAACGACCUGCACUGCUGAAGCUCAGGUGCAACCUGCACUAGAAACGACCUGCACUGCUGCAACAGAGGUGCAACCUCCACCAGAAACGACCUGCACUGCUGCAACACAAGCAGCUUCAGCCCGGUUGGCGCUCUAUGCUGGCUCCCUUGCUGACGUGGAUGAUCGCAUGAAGGGUGCUGACGUGGCAAUUUGCUUGGAGGUGGUGGAGCAUUUAGAUGAGGAGCCACUAGCAGCCUUUGGAGCCGUGGUGUUAGGAGCACUCAGACCACGUGUUCUUCUCGUCUCCACGCCGAAUAUCGAACCCUCGGGUCGUCAGUUUGACCCGCACACUCCGCUUGAUCGUACCGCGUGUCGCGCUCUUGACCAGCAGAAACGCGGCUCGGCGUCACUAAGCGGUUCGGAUAAGCGACAAUUCGGCGUUGCAGCCGCGGCCGCCAUGACUGGAACGCCAGAAUCUGCUGUAGCGGGAACUGCAGUUCCCAUGGCGAAACUAUCUUGCCGGAUUGUGAAUACCGACGAACCCGUUAUCGUCCAGAUGCGUGACCUCAUGACGCUCAACCCUGACGUCAUGUCGCUGGGCCAGGGCGUGGUGUACUGGUUACCACCCGACGCAGUCCUGGCAGCGGCGCAGGCAGCGGUGCAUGACCCUGUGAGCAGCGGGUACGGUGUGGACGAUGGAACUAAGGAGCUCAGAGCAGCGCUGGUGGAGAAAGUCAAGGCGGAGAAUGGACUCAUGAAUUCCUCUAUCAUGGUCACUGCUGGGGCCAACCAGGCAUUUGUGAACGUGGUGCUGACCCUGUGUGAUCCGGACGACGCAGUGGUGCUCUUCAAGCCCUUCUACUUCAACCACCAGAUGGCGUUUCAGAUGACCGGCGUCACUGACAUUGUGUACGGCCCAUGUGACACUGACACCCUGCACCCCAGCGCUGAUUGGCUGGAGGAGGCGCUUAGUGGGAAGGAGGGCAGGAAGGUUCCCAAGGUGGUGGUGAUCACCAAUCCGAACAACCCCACCGGGACCUAUGUCCCUGAGGACUUAUUGCGGAGAAUCGCCGCUAUAUGUGAGAAGGCUGGCUCUUGGCUGGUGCUCGAUAACACCUACGAGUACUUCAUGUAUGAUGGUAACCGCCAUGUGUGCCUGGAGGCCCCUCACGUGCUCAACAUCUUCUCCUUCUCCAAGGCCUACGGCAUGAUGGGAUGGCGCGUUGGCUAU